UGUCGAUUCUCAAAUCCUCGAUUGCCUCAUUUAGCCCAUCUAUUUCAAGACCGAGUGCACGCAUACUCGUAUCCCCCCACAAUGACCGCCCUCUCGAUUCCACAUCUCCGCAAGACCAAAACAUCGAGCCAGCUCAUCGUCAAUGGCGAGCCCUUCCUCAUGCUCAGUGCCGAGCUGCACAACUCGACGCUCAGUUCAGCAAAAUACAUGGCCGACGACAGAAUCUGGCAGAACAUGAAAGACAUGUACAUCAACACGCUGCUGGGCUCUGUCUCGUGGGAGCAGAUCGAGCCCGAGGAGGGCAAGUUCGACUUCUCGAAUCUCGACGCCGCCAUCCUGGCAGCGCGCCACCACGGUAUCAAGCUGGUGUUGCUAUGGUUCGGCAGUUUCAAGAACGCGCUAUCGACCUAUGUCCCUGGAUGGGUGAAGAAGGAUGUGAAGCGUUUCCCGCGCGUGCAUGCCAUGGAGGCGCGUGGGAAGCGUAGGACGUUGGAGUUGAUGAGCCCGUUCCACGAGGAGUGCUGGACGGCUGAUGCGAAGGCGUUCGCGAAGCUGAUGGCGCACUUGAACGAGUUCGAUGGCCAGCAUAGCACCGUCGUUAUGGUGCAGGUCGAGAACGAGACGGGCUUGCUGGGCGAUUCGAGGGAUCGGUCCAAGAUCGCUGACAAGAAGUUUGCUGAGCCAGUGCCGAAAGAGCUUGUCCAGCACCUACGCAAGAACCACAACGACCUGCAUCCCGAAUUCCUCAGACGGUAUGCGCACGUGGCAAAUACAGAUGCUGCAGAGUGUGUGACGUGGAAAGAGCUGUUUGGCGCAAGAGAUGUGAUUGAUGCUGAGGAGAUGUUCAUGGCCGACGCAUUCUCGCGCUACAUCCAACACGUCGCAUCAGCUGGCAAAGCCGAAUACCCGAUCCCGCUCUACGCCAACGUCUGGCUCAACGGCGACGAUCCCAACGGAAUGGAUCUCGAGGGUGUCCCGGUUGUCGUUGGUGGCGGCGAGAAAGCGGGAGAAUACCCAUCUGGUGGUCCCUGUCCACACACCAUGGACGUAUACCUUUUCAACGCGCCCGCGCUCGACUUGAUCAGCCCCGAUCUAUACCUGCACGACUACGAGUCUACGUGCCAGAACUACAGGCAUGGCGGACAAGCUUUGUUCAUCCCGGAACAGAAGCGAGACGAGAAGGGUGCUCGGCGUAUCUGGAGUGCCUACGGAAAUUACCUUUCCCUCGGAUGUUCGCCAUUCGGCAUCGACUCGCUUCAAGCGGCCGACUGUCCUUUCACAAAGCACUAUCGUCUGUUAUAUUCGUUGAGGAGGCAGUUCCUUGAUACAUCAGCAAACCGUCCAGAAGACAUGAUGGGCUUCUUCUUCGAUGAUUUCGUUGAGGGUCAGAAGGUGAGGGAGAAGCCCUGGACAAAGACUAUGGGUGGUUUCGAAGUGAUCAUCGAACGCGCUUUCGUCUUUGGAAAGCCGGGACCGGGCGCGGGUAUGGUGAUUCACCAAGGCGAUGGCAAAUUUCUGUGCAUAGGCUGGGGCUUCAAUGUUUCUUUCAAGAGCACGAGCCCCGCGUCGACCUUCACUGGCAUCUUGCACGCGGAAGAGAAAGAGAUCAAUGCCGAGACCGGCGAGCUUUCGACCUUGAAGUGGUUGGGCGGUGAUGAGACGCGCAGUGGCGAGUUUUUGAUUAUGCCCAACGAAGACCCGGAUUACGGUGGCUUCCCUAUCGCUGUCACGAUUCCAGCGAGGACGUGUAUAGCUGAGUGCUGGGCUUACAGUCUUGAGGAGGAAGAGAGUGGUUGUUAA
Periconia digitata is the source of this 1800-nucleotide messenger RNA. The record is from the annotation of a GenBank genome assembly. Lineage: Eukaryota; Fungi; Ascomycota; Dothideomycetes; Pleosporales; Periconiaceae.